AUGGCAACGCAUAUCAGCGUCAGCAAUGAACAAGUGUCACAGCCAGCAGCACUUGCAUUCCAGUGCUGCCGAUGCAAUCAGCGUGUUAUUUGUUGUCCCGGGUGCGGGGAGGCAAAUUUUAUCCUUGUUGACGGCGUAUCAUCUCCUACAUGUUUUACAACUAACGCUGCUCGUGGUAGGGGUUCUACAGGUGUCAUUAUUAAUGGAAGAGGUGGCGUGACUUGGACGCGCCGCCCGCCUGCAAAGGGCAAUGGGGCAUCCACCCCGGCUUUGCCCCACGCGGUGCCAACGGCCUUUGAGUUAUUUUGCCGCGACGCGGAGGUUCAGCGAGAAGUUGGUAUGGACGACAACAGAAUUGUGGAGGUUGUGGGAGGAGAGUUGGAGGACGAAAGUCUUUACGACAGAAGGCGCCUCCACGCCGAGUGUUGGCUUGCCGCUGACGCUGAAACACGGAAGCGCUACGAACUCGCUGCGUCUGCGUUGGCUGCAGCUAUUACCUCAAAGGUGCAUCGUGUGGCGGGCGGGGAUGCACCAAGGAAUGUCAAGAAGGGAAAGAGAAGGUCGGCUGCAUUAGAGUCUCCUGUUGUAGCGACUCUUUUGCCGUGCUGCGGGGACGUCACAGACACUUCUUCUUCCGUAACGACGGCAAAUGUGUCGAAUGACGAUGGAAAGAUGUUGGGAGCGUACAGAAGCCCAAUGACGGCGUUUCGUCUCUUUUGCAAACGCGAGCAACAGAAUUACAAGAACAAAGGUGCGCUAAUGAAGGCAUGGAGGUCGAUGAGUCUAGCAGAUAAGAAGCCUUAUGAUGACGAGGCAGCUGCCAUCCGUGUGGCAACACGAGGAAAAAGAUCAACUCGUGUCUGCAAAAAUUGA
This is a messenger RNA of Trypanosoma cruzi, 873 nucleotides long. RefSeq lists its product as uncharacterized. Lineage: Eukaryota; Euglenozoa; Kinetoplastea; Trypanosomatida; Trypanosomatidae. The coding region runs from base 1 to 873 and encodes 290 amino acids. The transcript has a single exon. The record is from RefSeq and is a predicted model, not a curated record.